AAGCAAUAAUUUAGAAUUGCUAGCUUACACACGCAUUUAUCUAUCAAAUCACUAGCUAAAUUAUCACAGCAACGGUUGAUGGGCAAUUUUGGGGAACUUGGUCCCCAGAUAAAAAUUUGUUCUACAGCUCAUGACAGAAAGAAGGUCAAGUGAGCGAUAAUAGGAGGGAAAUUAAGAAAAGAAUACGAUCCGCCAAUGAGGGAGUGCGUUACGGGGAUUUUAUCACGUCCUUUGUGUCUUGGCCAAUCACAAUGAAUGUUAUAUCUGGAACUUCGAAGCACUCCCGCACGGUUUUCCUUAGCGCAAGAGUAGCUUUCUGUGUCUGUCACACUCGCUAAACUCGUGGAGCGUCUGUAAAUAUCGACGAAUAACCUUAGCACACUAUAUUUACGCAUUGCAGUGGAACUAUAGUGUUUUUAUGGGAGACAACAUAUUGAAAAGUAAGAGCUUGGGUGAAGCUGAUGCAGAACUGGUAACAAGAGCGCGAAGCGCGUCCUUCGCUCUGUCACGAUUAGUGUUAUGAAUCUCCAUAAAAAAGGGACGAACGCUAAAAAUUCUUCCUGCUCCUGACUUCAGUAAUACGACAGAAAAUCUACCAAGCCACUCAUAAGGACCUAUCGAGACGCAGAUAUUAUAUAAUUUCGUGAUUCUUAGUCACAGUAUUCGUCAAAAUAACGACAGGCCUUCUUCGGUUCAGUAGGACACAAACCGCCAGGGUUGACAUACGUUCGGUCGUUUGCUCAUAGCCCGAUAGCAUCAGGCAUAUCGCAUCUUCGUGGAAUUUCUCCUUGUUGAGUAAGCCAAGUUUUAUUUACACACAUCCAUGUAAAAUGUUGGACUGUCGUAUAUACCCGUUCUCAAGCAAUUUAUUUCCAUCGACGUUUGCAAAUCCCAGCUCGUAUCAUCGUUCAAAAUACUAGAGCCCAACGAUAACAGACUACUUCUCGCCUUUACAGAAUCUGUUUCAAGAGUGCCUCAGAAGUCUUUCUUUAACUAAGAAAGCUAUAAAAUGAUGGAUGUUUAACUCACAAGUAAUAAAUGUUUUGGUGCUGCACUGGACCUCUAAAUUGAGGUAAGGGGAGGUCUUCAAAAGCAGUAUGUCUUAUAGACGCGAGGUAUCGGAGAGUACAGGGUCCAGCAGACUACCUCGACAGUACUCAAUUGGACCCCGCUCAAAAACCAUGAUAGAGGACACUCCUACUUCAAGGCAGAGGUCCAUUGAGAAGGAGCUGGUGGCCUCACCAGGGUUUACCCGACGAUAUGGGAGUGCCCGUUAUCAAAGGUCUGCAACUAUUGAUUUGCCUGGUAGCCCUAUUCAAAGUGGAAGAACUACCACUCGUUACAACAUUGGGUCAGCAAGACCUGGUGGCCUAGAAACGUCAACCCACGACCAUUAUUCAGGCACCUUGACAUCUUACUCGCCUUUGCUAUAUGGUAGGCAAUCACCUUUAACACAUGAUACAAGCUCGUCCCAAUACUCUCCAACUAGAAAAUAUACUCCAAGCUCAUUUAGUUCUCAGAGUUCAUAUUUAAAGGAUAAACCAAGUUACUCGUCGUUGGGGGGACCCUACUCUGACACGAGUCGAAAUUUCUCCAAGUACACUUCCACUAGAGAGAGAGAUUGGUCUGUUCCUUCUCCGGUCAUUUCGAGGAGGUUUGAUGCGAGCUCUCCAAACAGAAGCUCAACCAGCUCUUCCCGUGACUCUAGUGGAAGUCGCAAAAGUUCUCUUGGGAAAGAUGGGAGAGUGUUCUAUGUGGGUAGGUAUUCUGGUCGGUCAUCUCCAGUAAUUGAUAGUGAAGCUAGACGUGGAUCUGAACCUUUAGCCAAAAAUAACCGGACUCCGUUUAUUAGAAGUUAUUCAAUGCGUGACAGAGAUUAUCCCUUGAAACACAAUAAACACCAGGCACCGCUCGAGAGGAAGGCCUCGUUGCCUUCAUACAUCGCCUUUCAAGACAAAUCCUCGGACGAUGGCCAUAGAAAAAUUCCUUUGCCUGAGACUGUAGCCGAGGAAAGAUCAAGGAAGGGGAGUUGGCUACGGUCGCUGAAAAAAAACGAAAGUGAGAAAACCUCUAAAAAAAGAUCUGAUUCAACGUCACCGGGUUCUGGCAAGAGUAAAUUCGCCAUCAGCCAAUCCCCUUCUGUUGAACAAUCUAGCGAUGCUGGAGGUUCACGAAAGAAGUUCUCAGUCCCUAGCAAAUACUUCUCGUCAUCAAAAGGAACCGUCGGAUCUCGAGAUUCCGAGGGUAGUACUGAGAUGAUCGAUGUGGAAUCGAGUGGGGUGAAAAAGAAGCAUUCCCUUCCCACUAAGUUUAGCUUCAAGAAGAGAAGUUCCAGCAAGGAACGGUCUCCAAAAACCGAGUCAGCUCCUGCAACCCCUAUAACCUCAAGUCCUGAAUUAAGAGAAAGACCCAGCUGGGGGCGAUCAUUCUCAGUAGAUAAUGAGCAAGAUAGGACCUUUGCCACCAUGAUGGGUCGGCUUAGAUUUUGGGAUAAGAAACAGAAGACCGAUGGCCGAUCGAGAUCUCAGUCUCCCGACGAACAUAGACAACGUUCUAAUUCAUCACCUCUUGAGGAUGAGACAGAUGCUCCUCCUCGACCUCCUCUUCCAGAUGACUACUCAAAACCAUCGUCUAGACCCCCAUCAAAGGUGCUUGUGAAAGCGAAAUCUUUGGACGAUGAAAAAGAAGGCUCUUUCCAGAAUUCUACCGACUCGGAUAAAGUCAGGUCAUGGACGAAAGUCGAGAUUGUGAGCAAAAGAGUAGAGAAAGAAGUAGCAGAAUUAAUCAAAACUGCUAACGAACUGGAUGAUAGUCCAAGGGAGCAGAGAAGAGCAAGGUACAGGAAAACGUCUGAUGGCAAAGAGAAGCCUGUUUAUUCGAUAUCAAUGGAUGCAGCUAUGGACUCGGCCAAGGCCGGAGACGGUGAAGAUCUCGGCAUCAUUGCUGCUACGAGAAUACAACCAAGACCACAUAUGCAAGCAGUAGAGCCAUCCCCGGAUCAAACAAGGUCGGAAAAACUGAGAGAGAAACGUCGACAGCGGCGUCUGGAGAGAGAAAAAUUCUUUGAGAGCUUUUCUCCUCCCACAGAGAAGAAGGUUUUGAACCAACAAAGUUUAGAUUCUGAUUCUUCAUUGGGGGAAGCCAAGCAGAGCAGGAGCCUGUCGCUUGGUAGUUGUCAACCCCCUGUAGCUACUACACAACGACCGGCACGUCUAACACUAAAAGUUUCAGAAGAAGCAACUCAAACAGUACCCGUUCAGAGGGUGGCAAGCCAUACUUAUCAACCUAACAACGAGCCCUUUUCAGGAGAAAUUUUCAGUCGCUAUAUCUGUGAAGACGACACGUCCAGGACCCUGCUUGAAUCAAGUAAACGGAAGGAAGAGAGGCCGCAUAGUAUUUGCGGAGGACCGCUAUCUCCUGAUGAAAUGAAAAAGUUCGAGGACAUCACUUUCUCGCUCGCUCGAAAGACUUCUUCGGAAGAGAUGGCGCGUCUCCCAGCUCACAAAAGAUGGUCGUCAUCUUCAACAGAGACAAGUAGUGCUAAAAACACUGAAGAUGAAGUCGGUGCAAAUUUUGAACGUGAUAAACCCCUAACGGUGGUAGCCGAGGCGUGUGAGGUCGAGAAGAAGGUUGUAGUGCGCAGUAAGACGGUUCCCAAAGUCGAAGUUAAACGUAAAGUAUCAAGCGGAGGAGAAGAGAGAAUAGAUGGGCCGUUGAUGUCGAUUUUCAAAAGGAAAACAUCUACGGUGCCUAGUGAUAAAGAAAAGAAAGACAAUGAAAAAGCUAGGUUGAAAGAAAUGAAAGAUAAAGAAAAGAUUGAAAAAGAAAAACGCGAGAAGGACAAGAGAGAGAGGGAAGAAAAAGAGAGGAAACGGAGACAGCAACAGUUAGAGAAGGAGAAAAAAGAAAAGGAAAAGAAACUCUUGAUUGAAAAAGAGAAGAGAGAGAAAGAAAAACAGAAGGAAAGGCUUCGCGAAAAGGAAGAAAAAGAAAAGCAAAAAGAAGCGGAGCGUGCAAAGAAGGAAAAAGAAAGAUUGUUGCAAGAAGAUAAACUACACGAAAAAGAAGAAAAGGAUCGGAAAGAUAAAGAAAAGCGAAAGGUAGAAAAGGAGAAACGAGAAAAAGACAAGCAAGUAGAGAAGGAAAAGAAGGAUUCUUUAAAGCGGGUGAAAAAGCGCAAGGAUAGUGACAAGGAGAGGAAAGUAAAAGAGAAAGAGGAAGAACAGAAAGUGAAAAUUGAAAAAGAACCGAAUAAAGUUACUGAGGUACAGCUCAUGGUGGAAGAAACCAAUAAAGAGGAGUCCCCGUCAACAGACCGUGACGCCGAAAGCGAACUACCGAAGGCUGGUUCUGUGUCAGCACUGCUCUCAGUCUUCGCUACAGAACCGUCGAAACCACUGAAGCCCGCGAUACGCUACUCGCGCAAGAACAGACCUAAGACUCUGGCCGUCGGCAUAGCGCCAGAGAUCCUGAAAGCUGCACGUGAGCAAGUGAAUAGGGACGAGAUGCGUGACAGGAACAGAGAGGAAUUGCGUGACAGGAACAUCACGCAUGACGACUUUGACGUUCGACUGUCACUCCCCUCUACACCGACUGAGUCAGAGGAGGCGGGGCAAGAGCUCCACCUUCUACAGGAGACCCAACAGGCAGAGGAGGAGCAAAAAAUAACAAGGAGGGAGACUAAAAAAUCCAAAUCCAAGUCGAGGAAGAAAUCCUCUUCGACUGUGCGACCGUUUGGAAUGAUGAAACACACCAAAUCGGAAUCGAAUCUCAACAACCGAUUCGAGUUUAUUCAAGUUGACAUCGCCAUCGAUGAUGCUGAUCAAGAAAAGACGCAGCAAGACGAGAAGAAGGACGAGAAGAAAGUGAUAGAACUCAAGCCUGUGUCUAAAGUGACAGUACCCCAGGCCGUGUCGGAUCUCAUGCUAAGUAGAGUGAGUGGCAAGAAACCGUCGCAGACAGUUCCGCAGAUUGAGCAAGCGGACGACGACCAGCAGAACGACAACCGCAGUGAUCAACCAAAAGGUGGAUUCGAUGAGGGACUGGACGCCUUUUUUGGAGAAACCUCGAGCAAGCAUUCGCCAGAAAAUAAAGAUGCGCUACCUAAAAUUAAGAUCACAAGUGAAGAUUUAGACGUUAUUUCAGGACAGACGACUGUUUAUCUCAAAUCGAAAGCGGAGGACAAACUUCAUCUAAAACCAAAAAGGCGUCAUGCAUCCAAAGCAAACCCCGUCAAGAACUUGCGAGAAAGGACCGACGUGCGCACAGAGACAGAGGUAACCAAGACCUCGCCCCGCGUAGAGAAGAAAGCAGUGACCAGCGAACACCCCGUGAUAAGAAGGAAGAAAAAAAAGUACAAAGAUCCAGACAACCUAUGGCGUCGACACACCGUAGACUUUGCUGCAUCAGCACUCGCAGGUCUCGCCAGCACCGAAGACUUCACGAAGAUCUCACUCCGAAAGACAGGUGGACCAGAGAAAGCCAAAGAGCUGGAUAGCUACCGUGGCACCAAGCCUCUUAUGCUCCUACACAUCAAGGGCCGACGUAAUAUCCAGACCCGGUUGAUUGAGCCGUGUCAGAAGUCUUUCAACUCCGGUGACUGUUACGUACUGGUUACCAAGGACGAGUUGUUUGCAUGGGUUGGAAAGCAUGCUAACGCGAUAGAGCGAGCCAAGGUGACCGAGAUAGCGUCACGUAUCUUCACUAAGCGAGAGCUCGACUGCAAAGCACGUGACAUCGUCUUCGUUGAAGAGAAAAGUCAAGACGAGGAUAAUCUUCGUGGGGCCAAGAAAUUCUGGAAACUGCUGAAUGGGGAUCCAGAAGCUGAGAUAAAAGAGGCUUCCAGUCUUCCGACAGACGAGGAUUAUGAGAAGGGCGUGACGAGAACGAACAUGAUUUACAAGGUCCACUGGACGGACCCGCCAAGCCUUGUCCCGGUGGAGACUCAUUGUGGCCGCUUGCCGCAGAUUUCGCUACUCGAUACUAAAGAGGUUCUGGUGUUCGAUUUCGGCUCUGAGCUAUACGUGUGGAACGGUCAGCAGUCUCUAUCGGGUCAGCGUAAGACUGUAUUUGCGCUUGGCAAACAGCUCUACGAGUCGUCAUUCAAGGGCCACGGCCCUUACGACCCUAUCUAUCCAUACGGCAAGGGGCGAGAGGUAACGCAGGAUAACAAGACCGCAGACACACGCCCUGCCUGGACAUUGCUGGCUCGGCUGCACGAGAAGGCGGAGACGAUACUUUUCAGAGAAAAGUUUUUGGACUGGCCAGAUCCGACCAAGAUCAUUAAGAUGAAAGGGCAUCCGAGCAGUGGCGAAGUUAUUAAGCCGCUGAUUGUGGUGGAGCUAAAGCCGUGUGACCCCAAGGCACUAGCCUCCACACCCGAACCAUUCAAGGGCCAAGUCCUGGAGGGAGUGAACGUAGGGCGUGGCAUAGGUGUGCCUACCGUGUGGACAGGGGACUUUUACAAGGAAGGGAAUCUGUGUAACACGGUGGGAGUGACGGUGUGGCACAUCAAUGAAUACAGACAUUACGAGCUGCCAAACGAGAACCAUGGACAUUUCCACUCAGGUGAGGGUUAUGUGAUACGUUGGGCGUAUUUUGUAAUGACGGAUCGUAUCGCCACUGACCGGAAGUCCCGAUGCCGGUCCACCGUGGCUGGACGUGUCCGGACCGCCUAUUUCUUUUGGCAAGGCAAUGACUGCACCGUGAACGAGAAGGGGGCCGCUGCUGUGAUGGCGGUGGAGCUGGACGAGGAGAGAGGUCCCCAGAUCCGGGUGACGCAAGGAAAGGAGCCGCCGUGUUUUCUCAAUCUUUUCAAGGGCGGGAUGAUCGUACACUCCGGCAACGCCAGCAAGUGUUGGUUCGACAGUCAGACGAGAGAUCAUAUGAAUGACAAAUCGGAGCGGUUUUCAGAUACUUCCACUGUCCGCCUGUACGUUGUUCGUAACGACGAGCCCGGUGAAGGAUGUCUCGUGCAAGUUCGACUCAGUGGCCUGUCACUGCGCUCUCGAGGGUGCUUCGUCCUUCUCAUGUGCAGGGACGGCAAGGUGUUCGUAUGGUACGGAGCGAAGGCUUUAGACGACACAAAGAAGAACGCACUUGUCGCUGCCAAAAACAUCCAAGCCAAGAAGCCUAUGGAGUGUAACGUAGAGAACACGACCGUCAUUACACUUCAAGAAGUCCAGGAAGGGGAGGAGCCUGAGGAAUUCCUCAAAGCGCUGGGCGGGAAGAAGUACUACUGUUCCUUGCUAAACGAUCCGUCGCCCCACCAAUUCACGCCCCGUCUGUACGAACUGAGUAGUGCCACGGGCAAGUUCAUGGCUAAUGAGGUGCUGUGUCCCUCGAGACUUGAAGGCAAGGUCUGCCAGUUCCCCUUUCUGCAGGAUGACAUGUACUCAGCCAAGCAGCCCGGUUUGUUCCUGUUGGAUAACCACUACGAGGUGUGUAUAUGGGAGGGCUGGAUACCCGAAGAUGACAUUGACUCGUUAACUGGCUCUGGCAAACAAAGAUGGGAUAAUGAUCGCAAGCUCGCAAUGGAAACAGCCCUCAAGUAUGCUGAAGAAGUAGGCAAGCGAGUUUCUCAUCGAGUCUUCGUGGUAUAUGCCGGCCUAGAACCCAUGUCUUUCAAAGCUGCUUUUCCGCAUUGGACAGAUAGGGCUUCUGUGAUCUCCAUUCAAAAACAGAGUGGCAAACAACCAGGUGCCAAGGAACCAGUCACAGAACUUCUUCAAACAUUUACAAAGGAUUCUUACACUUUAUCCGAGUUACAAGAACAGCCACCGCCACAAGGUGUCGACCCGGCGAAAUUAGAAACAUACCUCAGCAACAGCGAUUUCCAGGAAGUAUUCAAGAUGGGAAAAGAAGACUUCACAAAACUUCCAGGAUGGAAGCAACAAAACCUGAAAAAGGCCGUCAAACUUUUCUAAAAACUUCAUUUAGAAUUCAACCAUCUUUAUCAAUAUUUUCUUAUUGAUUUUGUUAGUUUUAUACAAGUAUUUGUGCGAUGUUUUUGAUGACUUUUUGCGUCAAGUUUUUGUUUAAUGUCUAGGUAUUCAUUUUUUUUUUUUUUUACCAGCAGACUAAGUCUGCUGGUAAAAUAGAUAAUUCGUAUUCAAAUUAGUGAAAGGACCAGGUAACUGCCGUGAAUUUCAGCAGAAUGUUUCCUCUGCGAGGGAAUAGAUUUCUGGUUAGUCGAAAAACGGAAUUGCCUGGUAUAUAUUUAUUUUAACAGAGCUGUACUAUAAGAAUGAUCGAAUGCGAGGCUACUAUUUAGAAUUGAAGAUUUUAAUUUAUCGACACGUGUCGACCACAUAAGAUAUAUAUAUAUAUAUAUAUAUUUUGUUUUACAAGAAUGUACAUUAUGAUUACAAAUGCCAUAUAACACAAACUGAAAAUAGUAUGAAUAUAAGCGAGGUAAGGAGACAGAUAAGAACAGGAAGUGCUUUUUUAUUGUUAAAGUGUUGCCAACCUUUUCUCCACCCAGGGGUGCAGCCAAGAGACAUUAUCUAAAAUACAGGAGAAAAUGCCUUGAAAGGGCCUUUUGGGCCACCUCCUGUUAAAAAUCCUGACUACGCCGCUGCCAUCGUUUUGAAAUUGACACCGCCAUUUUAAAUUUAUAGACGACUGAGUAGACUGAGAAGAAGUUGAAGCGAGUGUUGUUUGCGGUAUUUGUUGUUCUAGUUCCACCGCUCGUACAUGCUGGUUGUAGCAAACAAGAGAUUAGCAGUCUUUGUCUUGCAUAGUAUGCAGAGUGUAGAACAAAGUAUAAAUCCUGUAUUUACUGUAUUAUAUGUACAAGACCAUAUACUGACCAAUGGCAUACAGUCGUUUGACAAAAGGUUGUCGUCAACCUGCUUUGCAACUACGCGACAAGCCCGCAUGUAAGCAUGGGUAACAACCACUGAAGCGCCUAGCUGCAUAAAUUAGCCACUGCAUAACUUCAGACUUAUGCUGCAUUCAUACCAAAACCAUGUUUAGUUAAACAAGGAUUUUCUUUGCCUUAUUAACUUGCCAAGUUUCUCAUUGUGUUGAAUUCUUACUAGCUAAACGAUCACUAAGUAACAUGUACAGCACAGUCUAUUCAGUUCUUGGUUCUGCCCACUCUUGAAAUUUAUACCAGUUUAAUUAAACCACCUUUAAACUUGUGCUGGUGUGAAUGCGGUAUUAUACGCGGUAGCGGUGGCUAAUAUAUGCAGCUAGGCGCUUUAGUGGUCUUUACCAAUGAUUACAUGCGGGCUUGUCGCGUAGUCGCAAAGCACAUACAGAAACAUUAAGAAAAUAUUGGGGGGCCACAGCCACGCCCUUACAGGCCAUUUCCUUAUAAUUUUUUUAAAUAUUGGGGGGGGGGAGGGCAUGCCCCCAGUUCCCUACCCCUUGCUACGGCCCUAAAUAGGCUCUCUAGUUAUGGAAGAUGGACGCGCGCGUAGAUUACGAACUAAAACGGAAUGGACCGUCAAUACAUCAAUACAUGACAUAGCCAUGUAGAGCCACCUAUGAAUGGAAUAAACUAUUCACCUUGA
Nematostella vectensis (starlet sea anemone) is the source of this 9518-nucleotide messenger RNA. RefSeq names its product supervillin. Gene Ontology annotation, biological process: actin filament severing; barbed-end actin filament capping; cytoskeleton organization. The record is from RefSeq and is a predicted model, not a curated record. Gene Ontology annotation, molecular function: phosphatidylinositol-4,5-bisphosphate binding; actin filament binding. Gene Ontology annotation, cellular component: actin cytoskeleton; cytoplasm. The transcript has 23 exons. The coding region runs from base 1098 to 7925 and encodes 2275 amino acids. NCBI's taxonomy places the organism in Eukaryota, Metazoa, Cnidaria, Anthozoa, Actiniaria, Edwardsiidae.